Messenger RNA from Plasmodium reichenowi, 1082 nucleotides. Its product is annotated as exported protein (PHISTc). Lineage: Eukaryota; Apicomplexa; Aconoidasida; Haemosporida; Plasmodiidae. The transcript has a single exon. The annotation marks the transcript as partial. The record is from RefSeq and is a predicted model, not a curated record.
AUAUUCCAGAUGUAAGGUUUCCACAUCCUCAGUGGGGUCCAGGAAUGAUGUAUGGAAGACCAUAUUAUCAUUGGGUUCCAUAUAUGGGAGAUGGAAGAGGUUAUAAUUUUUAUAAUCCUCAUCAACAUAUGGUAUAUGGAAGACCCUAUUAUUGGGUACCUCCACCAGCGUUAGAAUAUACAAAAGGAUGUAAUCCAAUGGAACAGAGAAAAGAAGAAGAGAGGGCAAAUGUGGGAGGAAGAGGUAGUAGAUAUCCAGAAGAGGAAAGAUAUAAUUAUAAUAAUAAGAGAAGUAAUAGUGUACCUGAAGGACGAAAUUAUGAAGAGAAUGCAUAUGAAAGAGGAGGAGGGAAUAAUAAAUGGGAUUUUCGAAAUAUAUAUGAUAGAUUAAGAGAUGAAGAUGAAAAUGAUUAUGACCAACCUACUACUACUACUACUACUACUACUACUACAUCUUCGUCAAAUAGAGGAAGAGGUAAUGAAAGAUAUACUCAAUCAAGAGAUAGAAGAGAAGAAAGGAAUAAUUAUAAUAGUGAUUAUUAUACUAGAGGAAAUGAGAGAACAUAUAAUAAUUCAAAUGUUACAAGUAGUGCAAAUAGAGAAUUAAUGCCUUACAAAAAGGAGAUAUUACCUUUUGGUGUUAGUAAUUCUGAAUUGGAGGAUAAAUUAACAGAAGAAGAAUUAAAUGAAAGAAUAAGAAGAUUAGAUUUUACAGUAUCUGUUAAAGAUAUGUUUAUAUUAUGGAAUCAUAUACUUGCACAUGAAAGAAAAAAAUAUACAAAAAUGCAAGAAUAUUUAAUGUAUUAUAGUCAAUAUUUAGAAAAAACAUAUCUUGUUCCUACAGCUUUUAGAAAAAAAUAUUGGUGGAGGGUUCAUUAUAUAUUGACCGAAGAAGUAGUUAAAAGAGAAAGGACAGAUAAUCUAGAUUUCCAUCAAUUCUUACGUAAAGGUUCUUGUGAAAAACGUGAAUUUUUAUAUUUUAUUAAUUCUAAAAGAAAAGCAUGGGCUGAUCUUACGGAAACAAUGAAAAAUAUAUGGAUGGAAAGAUUAACUUAUAAAAUGAGAAAAUAUAGUGGAGCGUAA